CCCCCUUGAUUGAUCAUGUAGUAGUGUUAUAUAUAUAUGCAGAGCAACUCCCUACAACUCUUGACAGCUUUAGUGGUAAAAAUCUGGAGCAGAGGUAGCAGCAAUGGCUUCAGAGAAGGUGGAGACAGUAGUUGCGGGUAACUACGUAGAAAUGGAGAGGGAAGAAGAUGAUGAGGGGAAGUCCACCACCUCUGCUGCUAAGACCACCUUGUCAAAGAUUUUCUGGAAUGGUGGUUCUGUUUAUGAUGCAUGGUUCAGCUGUGCUUCCAAUCAGGUCGCCCAAGUGCUGCUGACACUACCUUAUUCGUUCUCACAACUUGGGAUGGUGUCUGGGAUUCUAUUCCAAUUGUUUUAUGGACUGAUGGGGAGUUGGACUGCUUACCUUAUCAGUGUGCUUUAUGUUGAGUACAGAACUAGAAAGGAGAGGGAGAAGGUUGAUUUCAGAAACCAUGUCAUUCAGUGGUUUGAAGUUCUUGAUGGGCUGUUGGGGAAACACUGGAGAAACAUAGGCCUCUUUUUCAACUGCACAUUUCUUCUAUUUGGAUCUGUGAUUCAGCUCAUUGCAUGUGCAAGCAACAUAUACUACAUAAAUGACAAUCUUGAUAAGAGAACAUGGACCUACAUAUUUGGAGCAUGCUGUGCAACAACUGUGUUUAUCCCUUCAUUCCACAACUACAGGAUUUGGUCAUUUUUAGGCCUUAUUAUGACAUCCUACACAGCUUGGUACCUAACCAUAGCUUCCCUCAUCCACGGACAGGCUGAAGGAGUGAAGCACUCAGGGCCAGCAGGAUUGGUUCUCUACUUCACUGGGGCUACCAACAUUCUUUACACAUUUGGUGGCCAUGCUGUCACUGUGGGAAUAAUGCACGCGAUGUGGAAGCCACAAAAGUUCAAGCUAAUAUACUUGAUGGCGACAAUUUAUGUGCUAACACUAACACUUCCAUCAGCUAGUGCUGUUUACUGGGCCUUUGGAGAUCUGCUCCUCAACAGAUCCAACGCUUUAGCUUUGCUCCCAAGAACUGGAUUUAGAGACACUGCUGUCAUCCUCAUGCUCAUUCAUCAGUUCAUAACAUUUGGGUUCGCGUGCACGCCUUUGUACUUCGUGUGGGAAAAAUUCAUCGGCGUACACAAAACUAAGAGUCUGUUCAAGCGCGCCCUAGCCAGACUACCUGUGGUGAUUCCCAUAUGGUUCCUAGCUAUUAUUUUCCCCUUCUUCGGGCCAAUCAACUCCACCGUCGGAUCACUGCUUGUUAGCUUCACCGUCUACAUUAUUCCGGCCAUGGCACAUAUGAUCACUUUUGCUUCCGCAUCAGCCAGAGAGAAUGCAGUGGAGAGGGCUCCAAGAAUUGUUGGAGGGUGGACUGGUUUGUACGUGAUGAACAUAUUUGUGGUGGCAUGGGUGUUUAUAGUUGGCUUCGGAUUUGGAGGGUGGGCUAGUAUGGUCAAUUUCGUCCACCAAAUCAACACAUUUGGCCUCUUCGCCAAGUGCUAUCAGUGCCCUAAGCACAAAGUUUGAUUACAUUAUUACCUAUCUACCCUCCACAGUCUUGAUAAAAAUUAAGGUUUAAUUAGCAUAUCAACCUUUAUAUAUACAUAUAUAUAUAUGGAGUCAAUUAAGUGUGUAAAAAAUUAAUUAAGACUUUGAUUUCUUGUCUUUGGUUUGAAGGGUUUCUUCAACAUGUGUGGCCAUUGAUGUUGUGUUAAUUAAGAAAUGUAACUCCCUUUGUUUUUUUGGGAUUAUUAUAUAUUCUUUUCAAUUU
Molecule: messenger RNA, 1760 nt
Organism: Sesamum indicum (sesame)
Lineage: Eukaryota; Viridiplantae; Streptophyta; Magnoliopsida; Lamiales; Pedaliaceae
Product: auxin transporter-like protein 3
Source: RefSeq, a predicted model, not a curated record